This is a messenger RNA of Aspergillus clavatus NRRL 1, 318 nucleotides long. Its product is annotated as Con-6 family protein. The record is from RefSeq and is a predicted model, not a curated record. Gene Ontology annotation, cellular component: cytoplasm. The transcript is spliced from 3 exons. NCBI's taxonomy places the organism in Eukaryota, Fungi, Ascomycota, Eurotiomycetes, Eurotiales, Aspergillaceae. Bases 1 to 318 code for a protein of 105 amino acids.
AUGGGCCGAGAAGGCGCCCCCCCCGAAAACGUCAUCAGAGGCUACAAAGCCACUGACCAGAUGCUCAAAACCGACCAAACGACCAACAGCACACUCAAGAACCAGCGCGUCUCAAAACAAGCCAAGCAGCAUGCGCAGCAGGAGCUCGACAAGUAUGAAUCCGACCAGGGCCCGAGCGGGGAUGAGCGCCACGCGUCGAAUGUAAAGAGGGGGUUGAAGGCGGCAACGCAUAACCCCAACGUCACGGAUAUGGGCAAGAAGCAGGCGCGCGAGAAGUUGCAGGCGAUGGGUCAGGAGCCCGAUCAGCCGAGUGAUUAG